AACACAGUCCUAGCCUACAACAACAAAAAAUCGACAGUAUAGGCUACUGUAGCCAUUAUAGGGCUAUGGUUGCACAUUUCUAAAACUAUUUGGGCUUGAGCCUCCGUGCAAGUGUUAAACUCAAUAUAACACAGCUGACCUUGUUUGAAUAUGAAUAAGAAAAACGAGAAAAUCAAACGCAGGUAAACGAAACAACUAAGCCUAUGGACCCUUUUCAUGUGACGUCACGACAAACGGGGCCGCCGUUUUGGACAUGUACUACCAGUAGCUUACCACAGCCAACAUUGAGGAACAGCAGCAAAGAAAGUGUUUAUUUUCAGCAAGACUUCCAUCAUGCUACUAUAUUGUUGUGCACCUGGAUGUAGUAACCAUCAACAAACAAGGCAAGGUUUAUCAUUUUAUCGGAUCCCGACGGAGAAGAUGGAUAGCGGCCAUUAACAGAUUGUCAUCCCUCGGCAUACCAACGCUUGUGUAGUGACCACUUUGUUGGAGUAGCUGACCACGAGGACCGUCAGAAUGUCAUUGCACGGGUUGCAGCACCUGCACGGGUUGCAGCGCCUGCACGGGUGGCAGAGGAUCGAGGAGCAGGAAUGCCACGCCGCCGCCGAGGUCUCGACAGGAUGAUGGCACAGAGACGUGCACAGCGAGAUGCCACACAGAUUGAAAACCUUCCUGUCGAGGUUGAUGACGAUGAGGAGGAUGAAAGACCGCAGACUGAAGAGAGACCUCAGGCUACAGGGAAAGUGGGCGCUAAGAAGCAGAGAAAACUGGAGGAAAAGCAAGCCAGGAGAGCGCAGAGAGAGGCAGAGCUGGAGGAGCGAGAGGAGAGGAGGCGCAUACAGGAGCUGAGAGAGCAGGAGCGAAAGAAAGAAGAGGAGAAAGAGAGACUGCAGGAACAGAAAGAGGAGGAGGAGCAGCGUCGUGCUAAAGAGGAACAGGAGAAGAAAGAGGAAGAGGAGUAUCAGAAACUCAAAGCAUCCUUCGUCGUCGAGGAGCAGGGAGAAGUGGAGGAGCUGACCGAACAGGAGUCUCGUAACCUGCUUCAAGAGUUUAUCCAGUAUGUGAAGGAUUCCAAAGUGGUGCUUUUGGAGGACUUGGCAUCGCAUUUUGAAAUGCGCACUCAGGAUGCCAUCACGAGGCUGCAGGACCUGAUAGCAGAAGGUUCAAUUACAGGCGUGAUUGACGACAGGGGGAAGUUUAUCUUCAUCACUCCAGAGGAGAUGAACGCCGUGGCUCAGUUUAUCAAACAGAGAGGAAGAGUCUCCAUAUCUGAACUCGUGCAAGCCAGUAACAUGCUCAUCAACCUGAAUCCUACGAUGCAGACCACAUCCUGAUCCCACACACCAACAACAUUAACAGACACUGUGCAGCAUUUCUGAACGUUUGUGCCAGGCAUAUUUCUAUUUUUAAAUAAAAGUGGAUUGAACUGUU
Neoarius graeffei (lesser salmon catfish) is the source of this 1431-nucleotide messenger RNA. RefSeq names its product DDRGK domain containing 1 (gene ddrgk1). The coding region runs from base 591 to 1334 and encodes 247 amino acids. The transcript is spliced from 9 exons. NCBI's taxonomy places the organism in Eukaryota, Metazoa, Chordata, Actinopteri, Siluriformes, Ariidae. The record is from RefSeq and is a predicted model, not a curated record.